AUGCCUUGGACAAACAAAUUGGUGGAGUUGUUCUUUUAUCACACCCACCUGCGGCUCUUAGCACAUCUCUCCAGUUCACUCGUUCCUGAUCAAACAGAAAUUUGGAUAUCCAAAGACUCUACGACUGUUAAAGAUGUGAAGGCGGUGUUCUCUGCUGCGUAUUUCAAGUAUUUGACUCGUUACCAAGACUCAGAGAUUUCUUUAGUUCCGAACGACGUCGGACUCUUAAUUGUAAAGUUUACAUUGUCGUUGAAGCCAGACCCUGCGGAAGUUGUCAUACACAAGAGAAGAAUUAAUUCUCGCUACCGAUUGUUCACUUCGACAGAGGCGAGAGAAGUGGAAGCUGUUGUAAACGAGAAGGGAAGUUCACUCCGAUUCAGACAAGAAAAGACCCCAGGGAAAUCUCUCCGAAUGUACUGAGAUCAUCGUUGCUCGUCAUAACAAGGCGAUGGGGUCGACUGGUUCCAGUACAGCAUUAUGUAUCAUGGUGGCCUGCUGCGAUUGGUGCAUUUCGAUCCGGCUAUUGUUUUCGUGUACCAUGGUUUCCUCGGGCGUUCGCUAAUUUGCCGUGCAUCGUUGGCUUUGAUGUUUUCUAUUUGUCGGCAUCCACGCUUCCGGUAUUUCGGCUUCGUUGUCCCUGUUUAUGUUGUUUGGGUUAUCUCUUGCCUCUUUCACUUUCCUUGUGUACCAAUGGUUGUUUCGGUCAAUAAACUUCAUUUCGUUC
Messenger RNA from Pocillopora verrucosa, 724 nucleotides. Lineage: Eukaryota; Metazoa; Cnidaria; Anthozoa; Scleractinia; Pocilloporidae. The record is from RefSeq and is a predicted model, not a curated record.